This is a messenger RNA of Stegodyphus dumicola, 860 nucleotides long. RefSeq lists its product as uncharacterized. The record is from RefSeq and is a predicted model, not a curated record. NCBI's taxonomy places the organism in Eukaryota, Metazoa, Arthropoda, Arachnida, Araneae, Eresidae.
UCUUCUGAAGUUAAAAGAUUUCUCUUUUACCAGUUCUAGUUAAGAUUUCAUAAAAAAUGGUUAUAUAUUUUUUAUUCCUGACUGCUGUAAGCUGCAGCGCUUUAACAAAUUCGAAUGAAUUGCAUUUCUUCAACAUUUCAAUGAAUUCCCCAGUGAAUGGCUCAGGUAAUUCGUCGCAUCACUCUGUACUAACAAUUUCAAAUACAGUCCAGGACAAUGUCUCGAAGAAUACUACAAAUAUUACUGUACUCGGAGUAAACGGCAAUCAUGAAAACAAAACGACCGAGCUUGAUUUACCAGAUAAGUCGGGGAAAAGAAACUUGCAGAGUUUCAACUCAACUCACACAACCAUCUUUCCCGAUCUCACUGCAGUUAACAAGACUGGAAUGCCAAUGACGAACAGUUCUGACAACAGCACUCAGAGUGGAAAGAGCUUACUUUACAAGCAUAGUGUGCCUAUUAAAAAGCGUUUGAUACCAGAAUUCCCGAUGCCUGAGAGGAAUGUGGUAUAUAAGUUAAUUGUGGAGCAUCCCUCAUUUGGGGGUCGAGAGAAGCGAUUGGAUAGUUCAGUGCCAAUUUCGCGGCAGCGUAAGGAUAGCGAUGAAACCGACCAAGUUAUGAUGAAGAAGGUAUUCGAUUUGUUGCUGUCAGGCAUGUGAAGCGGACUGAAAUCUUGUUCAAAUUCCCAUCUAAAUUUUUAUGUUAUUUCAUUGAAGUAAUGAGCAUUUUAAAAAUAACUGUUUAGCUUACUCUACAAAAUUCUAAAGCAUUUGUUACUGUCAGCAUUUAUCAUGGUUACCAUUUAUAGUUAUAGCAUUAUCGCCAAUGUCAAACAUAGAGGAUGAAAUAAAAAUUACCUA